Fusarium oxysporum Fo47 is the source of this 766-nucleotide messenger RNA. RefSeq lists its product as uncharacterized. Bases 422 to 766 code for a protein of 114 amino acids. NCBI's taxonomy places the organism in Eukaryota, Fungi, Ascomycota, Sordariomycetes, Hypocreales, Nectriaceae. The record is from RefSeq and is a predicted model, not a curated record. The transcript has 4 exons.
GACAUCGUUCGUCCCAUACAAUCUUCUUUGUUGCCGCCAUGUCGGCACAAAGCUCUACCACUAUCGCCAAUAUCAUCGGCAGCGAUGGUUCUCAGUAGCCUCUGGCUUGUCCUAAGGGCUUAGUGGCGGCCUGCCUUCUCCAUCUCCACCAAAAUAUCCAGCAUUUCCUUCCCCGGAUUGACUACUGGCCAACGGCGCUUCAAGGCUGUGUUCUCGGGCUGCACUCGUGGAUUUGAGGCGCUUUGUGUCUGCCGCCGGAAUCUCUUCUCAGCCAUGGACAACUACCCUCACUUGACGCUGGUAAAAGAUGUGAUGUUCACAGAGCUAUUUCGGGCCUUCCAUCCGGGUUCAACAAACGUCACCCUUGAGAGUGAAAAGGGAUUUGCUGCGGGGGAUUCUCCGAGAUUAGGAUCCCUCGAGCAUGGACCGCAUCUUCCGCCCUGCGAAGCCCUCAUCUCCACAGCUCGAGGAGGUUGGAGCCAAAGCCGGAUUUUGGAGCGAGGAUUUGAAGCAAUUCUCAAAGCCUCCGAAAGUAUCCGAAAAUAAAGGAUCAACAUCCGAGGCCAAGGAGAAAAGAGCCAAAGUGAUCGCCGAGGAUGAAUCAAAACGCGGCGAAGCUCGCAAGAAAGGAGAGCUUGCGUAUCUCACUGUUACUGUUAAAGACGCAAAAGGGUCAAUCAGGAGCAUUAACAAGGUCAGAUUAGAGCCUAGUUGGGACAUAGACAGAGCCGAAUUCGAAGCCAAACGGGCCUAUGACAGUUACUAG